Molecule: messenger RNA, 633 nt
Organism: Adineta steineri
Lineage: Eukaryota; Metazoa; Rotifera; Eurotatoria; Adinetida; Adinetidae
Source: the annotation of a GenBank genome assembly
AUGGCUUCAAUGUUUGCAACACAGGAUGCUUCAAAUAUAGCUAAUGAAAAUCCAGUUAAUCUGUGGAUUCGUUUAAAAUUCGAAGAACGUCUGGAUAAAACGAUGAAAUACUACACAUCAAAGAUGGUAAUCGUUCAAAUAAUAGUAGCAUGUGGUUUUUCAAUCUCAGAACUUUCUUGUGGUAUAAAUUAUUCAAAUCAAUGUCCAAUGGAACCUGCGAUUAAUACAUUUCUUGUUGCUCAUGGCGCUACAAAAUUCGCAUGGAUCUUCUUGACGAUUCUUGCGAUUGCUGACGCUAGAUUAAUUUAUAAAAAGAUGAAUAGAAAAAGUCUAGCACGUCGACUUAUGCUUAUAAAUCUUGUAUUUCAGUCUCUUUUUGCCGUAUGGUUUUUUUCAUGGUUUAUUGCUGGCAAUAUUUGGGUGUUUCGUAAUAAAAAUCGUUAUCAAUCUAAUGAUCCAACAAAUACAAGUACGUAUUGUUAUGGAGAUUUAUAUCAAGCAGCAUCUUUGCUGAUUAGUAUGGAAUAUGUUGGCUUUAUAAUCACUUUCAUUGGAACAGUUAAACGCCGCUUUAUUAGUAGAAGACUUAAACAUGCGAUGAAUAAUAAAGUUAAGCAUGAAAUAAUGGCUUAA